Durusdinium trenchii is the source of this 1000-nucleotide messenger RNA. The record is from the annotation of a GenBank genome assembly. Lineage: Eukaryota; Dinophyceae; Suessiales; Symbiodiniaceae.
AUGCCGGGCAUUGACAUGGACUCUCUGGACGGUCUUUUCAAGAAGGCGCGGCGUGAAGGGCUGUCCAAGCUGUUUCUGCGUGACGACCAGAGGCGGACAGCUGCCCGCGGCCUCUGGCCUGGUUCAAAAAUGGACAAGUUUGGCUUCAAAGUCGCCAUGGACAAGAUGUUCCGGAUGCUGGUGUGUGACACUUAUGGCGGCGUGGAGGUGACCAGAGUCGCUCGCCAAGCCUACAACCAAAGGCACCCUUUGCAUGUCAUUCUGGACGCAGAGUUCUUGGGAGAAGGGAGUGGCUAUGGAAAGCUGUUCCUGGGUGGAGAGAAUGCCUCCACAGAUCCAGCAGCGCUCUCAGCCAACAACAUCUCUGUGAUUUGGCCAGCUUGCAGGACCCCGAAACCUGUGGACUCCUUGAGUGUCCAGGUCCUGGAGUGUAUUGACGGCACCGGGGUUUGCAAUGGAAGCUACGACAUGCAGCGUGUGGUUGAGGUCUUGGACCAGGUCUGGGAUGCCUUGAGGGCAGGCAAGAAUGUUUUGAUUUCUUGCCGCAACGGAGCACACCGCAGCGCCACACUACUUGUGUUGGUGUUGAUGAGAGGUUUGGGCUGGGAAGCAGAAGUUGCUGGCCAGUAUGUGGCGACUCUGCGCAACAUAGUCGACCUUGAGUCAACGCCUCCAAGAUCGCAGUUUAGGAUGUCGCCAGUGAAGCCCAUCACCUUCCUGGCCACCGUCCAGGUGGCUGCAACACCUUUGUUUCUGGUUGCAGGCAAUGAGCUUGUCAGCCCCCUCAACUUCAGGCGCAGGGCCCUCGAGGCAGGUUUUGAAACUGUGAAGCCUGACCUCUCUGUGCCAGCAGGCCUAGAGCCCAGUCCGCCUGUGCAGGGCGAGGCUGCUUCUGAAGCUGAGUCCUUCACGAUGGUCUUUGAGAAGCGUCGGAGUGAUGCAGCAGCGGCAACUUCUGCUUCUGAAUGGGAAAAGAUUGAGCCUGCAAGCAAGGAGCCGU